This is a messenger RNA of Ceratotherium simum simum (southern white rhinoceros), 2951 nucleotides long. The record is from RefSeq and is a predicted model, not a curated record. NCBI's taxonomy places the organism in Eukaryota, Metazoa, Chordata, Mammalia, Perissodactyla, Rhinocerotidae.
CUGGUGACGUGAGGAGCGUUCCAUUUGGCCAGCGGUGGGCGGUUGCCACAGCUGGUUUAGGGCCCUGACCAUUGGGGCCCCUUGUCAGGAGGAGGCAGCCUCCGGGCUGGGAGAAGUCGCUGCCACCUCUGGCGGCCGACGCGAUCCCCUGGGACAGUCCACUUCCUGCCCUCAGUUACCGGCCGAGUUCGGUCUCCCGGGUUCAGGCCCGCACCCCUUCCUGGUCUCUCUUCUCCCGCUGGGCUAGUUUAUCAGGAGGAGAUUGUUUUCCAGGGCUAGAAAUUGGACUUUUGAUGAUGUUUGACCCAGCGGCAACAAUAGCAGGCAACGUGAUUUCAAAGCUGGGCUCAACUUCUGUUUCUUCUCUCUUGUAAUCACAAAGCCCAUUUUGGACCAGGAAUUCCAAUCAUGUCUGUGAUGGUGGUGCGAAAGAAGGUGACGCGGAAGUGGGAGAAACUCCCAGGCAGGAACACCUUCUGCUGUGAUGGCCGUGUCAUGAUGGCCCGGCAAAAGGGCAUCUUCUAUUUGACCCUCUUCCUCAUCCUGGGAACAUGUACACUCUUCUUCGCCUUCGAAUGCCGCUACCUGGCUGUCCAGCUGUCUCCUGCCAUCCCUGUGUUUGCUGCCAUGCUCUUCCUUUUCUCCAUGGCUACACUGUUGAGGACCAGCUUCAGUGACCCUGGAGUGAUCCCUCGAGCCCUACCGGAUGAAGCUGCUUUCAUAGAAAUGGAGAUAGAAGCUACCAAUGGUGCAGUGCCCCAGGGCCAGCGACCACCCCCUCGUAUCAAGAAUUUCCAGAUAAACAACCAGAUUGUGAAGCUGAAAUAUUGUUAUACGUGCAAGAUCUUCCGGCCUCCCCGGGCCUCCCAUUGCAGCAUCUGUGACAACUGUGUGGAGCGCUUCGACCAUCACUGCCCCUGGGUGGGGAAUUGUGUUGGAAAGAGGAACUACCGCUACUUCUACCUCUUCAUCCUUUCUCUCUCCCUCCUCACGAUCUAUGUCUUCGCCUUCAACAUCGUCUAUGUGGCCCUCAAAUCCUUGAAAAUUGGCUUCCUGGAGACAUUGAAAGAAACUCCUGGAACUGUUCUAGAAGUACUCAUUUGCUUCUUCACACUCUGGUCCGUCGUGGGACUCACUGGAUUUCAUACUUUCCUUGUGGCUCUCAACCAGACAACCAAUGAAGAUAUCAAAGGCUCAUGGACAGGGAAGAAUCGUGUCCAGAAUCCCUACAGCCAUGGCAACAUUGUGAAGAACUGCUGUGAAGUGUUGUGUGGCCCCUUGCCCCCCAGUGUGCUGGAUCGAAGGGGUAUUUUGCCAUUGGAGGAAAGUGGAAGUCGACCUCCCAGUACUCAAGAGACCAGUAGCAGCCUCUUGCCACAGAGCCCAGUCCCGACAGAACAUCUGAGCUCAAAUGAGAUACCGGAGGACACCAGCACUCCUGAGGAGAUGCCACCUCCAGAGCCCCCAGAGUCACCAGAAGAGGUGACAGAAGCUGAGAAGUAGCCUAUCUAUGGAAGAGACUUUUGUUUGUGUUUAAUUAGGGCUGUGAGAGAUUUAAGGGGAGAAGAUAAACUUGAGACAGAGAGGAAGUAAGCUGUCCCUUUUACUGUUUUUCUUUGGUCUUUAUUCACUCAACUGCACACUGGCAUUUUCUUGCUGCAAGCUUUUUUUAUUUCUGGACUCAAGGCAGUCACAGAAGAUGCCAGUCACCCCUGGUAACUGGACAAAUGGGUCUCUUGGGCCCUGGCACUGGUUUUCCGUGGCCUCAGCCAUGGAGUCUCCUUGGACUCCCCUCUCUUCCCCCCAGACCCCAGACCUCUUCCUUGGUGGGGGGGGUCACUGGUCUAAUUCUGGGAUUAAAGAUUCUUGAGACCGGCUCAAAUCCUUUCAAGCUGCUGCAUGUCAUGAGUCCAGAGACAGUCACAGAGAACUGUGGCUGGGGAAUCCUAACUGGAUUCUUGGGGCCUUCAGAAUUGAAGAGGAUGGAGAGUGGGGUUGGAGGAUUCUCCUGGCUACAAAGUGCCAACAUUGCCAGCAAAUCCUUUCAGGAAUGGAGCAGGUACCUUCCACUUUUGUAUUUAUUCGUGUAGCUUCUCCUUUGUCCCCCAUCCACUCUCUAACACCCAAGCCCCACUCUUUUUCAAUUAGGUAUAUGUAACUAGUUGCAGUAGAGAUAACAAUUUACAUUUCUCGUAGACUACCCAUAAACUUUUUAAUACCUGUGCCAUUCUCAGUAAGAAGUUAUGAGAUGCCAACGGCAUAGCCCCUCACACUCUCUGUCUCAUCUCUCUUCAUUUCUCAUUAGCCCCUUUUAAUUUGUUUUCCUUUUGACUCUUGCUCUCGUUAGGAGCAGGAAUGGCAGUAAUAAAAGUCUGCACUUUGGUGGUUCCUUUUCCUCAGAGGAAACCUGAGUGCUCACUUAAACACUACCCGCGCAGACUCCCUGUGUGAGGCCUACAGAGGUCCUGAAUGCACAAAUGGGGAAACCAAGGCACAGAGAGGCUCUCCUCUCCUCUCCUCUCCCCCUAUGUCCCCUCAAAAAAGAAAAAAAAAAGGAGAACCAGUACUUCCAUUAGGCCUCGGCUGAAAGAGGAGGGAAAGCCCAGCACUGCUGCCCUCCCGGGUAAACCCACUCCAAGGCCUUGGCCCACCUUGGGCUUGGUAACCACACUGGGGCUUCCUCCAAGCCCUCCUCUUCCAGCACUUCCAACGGCAGAGUCCCAGAACCGCUUCACCCUGGGAGUGGGCUGUGGCCUCCAGUCAGCUCUGCUCAGGACCUGCUCUAUUUCAGGGAAGAAGAUUUAUGUAUUAUAUGUGGCUAUAUUUCCUAGAGCACCUGUGUUUUUCUCUUUCUAAGCCAGGGUCCUGUCUGGAUGACUUAUGGGGAGGGGGGAAGUGUAAACCAGAACUUUUAAUCUAUUUGAAGGUGAUUAAACUGUGUCUAAUGCAAA